Molecule: messenger RNA, 3345 nt
Organism: Lacerta agilis (Sand lizard)
Lineage: Eukaryota; Metazoa; Chordata; Lepidosauria; Squamata; Lacertidae
Gene: CNTROB
Product: centrobin, centriole duplication and spindle assembly protein
Exons: 19
Coding region: 184-3111 (975 amino acids)
Biological process (GO): mitotic cytokinetic process; regulation of cilium assembly; centriole replication
Cellular component (GO): centrosome; centriole
Source: RefSeq, a predicted model, not a curated record
CAGGAUCUCCUUGCUGGCACUCCGGACGAGCCAGCAUGUCUGAAAGCACCUUCCCUCUGUCAGAGUCCUGUUGUCAUGGGACACUCCGCAUUAUGACAGGGACUCUGGGCUUCUGAGCACAGAACUCUUGCAGCCUGGCCGGCUUGGGCAAAGGCUUUGGAACCACCACCUCCAACUGUACCCAUGGCUGACAAGAGUGCCUGCAGGACUUUGAGUUCCUCCAUCCACAGCGAGGAUCUUUUGAGCGACAUGGAGCUGCUGCCACCCUCGGCUCCUGCCUCCCCAGGGCAAAAGGUCCCUUCCUCUCAGGCAGGCACCCCCUAUACCUCCCAGGUGACUGCGCAACUCUAUGCCUCACUGCACCAGAGCCGGCAGGCUGAGGCUCAGGCCCGCUCCCAUCUGGAGAACCAGCACAGCUUGGGCCUCUCCAGGGAAGCGGAGGCCCCCGAAGUAGAUCUGGACACUCUGGCGGAGGAGCUCAGCCACCGACUCUCGACUAGCGUGGAGGCCAGCACCUACAGGAAGGGACCUGCCGUCGAGUCCCGCCACAUCUCUGAGAUGGAGAACGUGCGCUGCCAUCUGCAAGGCAUGCUCCGUGGGUCCAGGGAUGCUGCUCAUGGGGAUGCUGUGGCACUGCGAACUUUUGAGAGGAAAGACGAUGACUCCUUUGAGAGUGACAGCACGACUGCCUUGCUCAAUGCCAGGCCCCUGCAGGAGGUCUCUCCUCCCGGCUCCCUGGCUGGCUUCGAGCAACUAUUUCCCCGCUACACCAGUCUGCGCUUGGGCCAAGUCCGUGAGCAUCCGCCAUAUGCUGACUCCCACCUCCUGAAGGACUCUUUGGACAAGGAGCAGGCCCGGCGGAAGCACUGCGAACGGCACAUCCAUGCCUUGCAGAAUCGCAUCCUGGAGCUGCAGCAGCAGCUAGCUGUCGCCGUCUCGGCGGACAAGAAGAAAGACAGCAUGAUAGAGCAACUGGAUAAGACCCUGGCCAAAGUGGUGGAGGGCUGGAACCGGCACGAGGCUGAGCGAAUGGCGACGCUACGCAGGCUGCAGACGGAGAAGGAGGGGCUUGAGCAGGCGCUGGGGAAGCAGAAGGAGAAAAUCUCGGAGGUGGAAGAGCGCCUCAAACAAGCCUUCUCUGCCCUCAGCCAGGAGCAGCAAGCGGCCAGUCAGUUCUGCAAGGAGAAGGAGGCUCUGGAGGAGGAGAGGGCGAGGCUCUCUUGCGACUUGGAGGCGGAGCGUCGGCAGGUGCACAGCCUGGAGGCGGAGUGGAAUCUGGAGCGCCGGCAGCAGGAGACCCUGCGGGCCACGCUGGAGGAGCAGCAGAAGGCUUGGGCACAGCGUGAGAGGCAGCUGGAGCAGCAGCAGCAGGUCCUGCAGGAGGAGAGCCGCUCCCAGCUGGACAAGGAGAAGGCGGUGGCCCAGCGCGAAGCUCAGAAAGCGGCCGAUGCCCAGCGCGUCUUGGCCUCCGUGCAGUCGGAGGUUCAAGGGCUGGAGGCUGAGCUGGAGGCCAUGCGCCGAGAGAGAGACAACCUGAAGAUGGAGAUGAGUUUGGUCAAGGCACGCUAUGAGGCACAGAAGGUGAAGCUGGAGUCAGAGCUGAAGGUGGCCUUAGAGCAGCGGGUGACGGAGCGCAUGGCUGAAGUUCACGAGGAGAGCUUGCGCCAGAUGAGCAGCAUGAGGGAGCAGCACAGGAAGCAGCUGCUGGAGCUGAGCGGCCACCACGAGAAAGAGCUGGCCAGCCAGUUAGCCCAGUUCAAAGCCGACCUGGCGGAGAGGGAAGAGAGGCAGAGGCACCUCACGGAGGACUAUGAGUGCAGGAUCUCCAAGCAGCAAGACGAGAUUCGGGAACUGCAGGCCAAGUCUCGGCGGCUGGAGAUGCAGCGAGCGGAGAUGAUGAGCCAGUUCCAGGCUAUGAUGAAGGCGCACUGGAACGAGGCCUUGCGCCUCUUCACCAGUGGCAGCCCAGCCUCCCCACAGCCCAACACCAAAGCCCAGCAGCAGCAGCAGCAGCAGCAGCAGCAGCAGCAGCAGCAGGACACCCCCUCUGACCUGGAGCUUUUGCAGCCCUCCAAAUCUCUGACGAAGACCCAGAAGGCGGAAUCUCUUGGGAGCAGCCAAGGGGCAGGAGACUGCGAGGGGUCGGCAUGGGCGCAGGCGGUCCCCCUCCAGCCUGCCGCCCAGCGCAGCUCUUCACGGGGCCCGCCAGACGCCCCCGAGAAGUCCUUGCAGGAUGCUUACCGCCAUCUGCUCCCCUUGCUCCCAGACAUGGGGCGUCUCUCCUCGGAGUUCAGCCACGUUUUCAACUACAGCCUCCUCAGCCAGCCAGGUUUCCAGCAGCUGGAACCGCAGGUGGACAGCUCUGUAGCAGGUCUGCCUUUCCACCCUGAUAACCUGGCAGAGCACCCGUUCACAGAUGACACAGAUGAGACCAUGACUGAGGCAGCAGGCAACGAGGGAGAGACCCUCCAGCAGAGCAGCUUGGAGGGUGGAGCUCAAGUGCCUCAGCCCGACUUGAAUUACUACUUGCGUUUGAUUUUGGACCGCUCUGCAUAUGAAACUGCUGCGCAGAAGCAGGAAGGGGUCUCCACGGACAGCCCACCACCUGCCGCGAACCAGACGCAGUUUGGUACGUCGCUGUCCUACCACGAACGCUCCACAGCCCUGUGGGAUCCGGCCCAGCCGUCUGCCAGCACCAUUCACAUCCAGCAGCCCAGCAGUACUGCCGUCCACAAAACCAAAGUACCUUUGCUCAAAGCCCACGAGGGGGGGAUCCUGUCCCCAAAGCAGGUCGCUGAAGUUUCACGUCUGCUGAGGCACCACCAGGCCAAAGGCAGGACUGUGCCUUCUCCCGAGGACCUGUAUAAAUACUUGCGCGAUAUAGGCCAGAAUGGGACAGAUGCCAAAGGCGAUGCAAAUCUGCAGUCGCGCCGGAACCCCAACCCCAAGUUGAUUGACGCUAUGAGGAAAGAGAUGGCCUCUGCACGCCGCGUGGGUGCUUCGGGGUUUGGGCGCGAGAGACCCCAGGCCGCCGCCAAAGCUGGGAAGAAGCCCUCCAGCACGCCUGCCUUGAACCCUCGCACCAGCAGAGGCGGCGGCGUGUGGCGAUGAUAUUUAGUGCAACUGGACUAUUUAUUCCUUACCACACUGACCCCCCCUUCCCUUCCCUCACCUGCCUGUCCUGUCUGGGCCUCUGGUGGGGUGUCUGGGAGCUGCUCUUUGAUUUAAAGCCCCCGCCUUAAUCUCCAGCUUUACCCUCCAACCAUUUGCUCCAAUCUGGAGUCUAAAAUGUUGCCUUUUUAAAAAACGGAAUGCGCAUGUUGGAUUUUGUGGGUUUGCUUUUUU